AAUGUCAUGAAAUUUGUUUUGUCAAAAUUUAAUGUGAAUUUAUUUAUUUAAUGCAUUUCUUCAGGGUAGCAAAGGCAUCAUUCAUGUAAAUCUGGAAACAGUUUCUGGUUGUGGAAUAAUACUGAGGUAGUCAAGGCAGCCAUUUCGCCUGGGCACCAAAUACAUUUGCUUCGGCGCUGCUUGUUUGGACAUUUUUGCCGUUUGUUUUCGUAUAUUGUCUUCCUAGUCUCAUUGUAAAAAUGGUUCAACUGGGCUGGUUUUAUUACAUAUUCUGUACAGGAAAAUAAUAUUGGUUAUGUUGGUAAUAUCGCAUUACGUUGUCGACGUACUUGCCUGAUUUGUGUUGUAAUGCUUUGGAGGUUAUGUGAGUGUAAUUUGUAGUGGAGUAUAGUAAUAUCAUUUACUUAAAUUAAUUUUGUAUGCUAUGUGGAGAUUUUCGAAAUUAUACCAGCCCACAAAUGGCAUAUUUUGCAGGUAUGCUGCAGAUGUUUGGUGCAAUAAACCAUUGGCCACCACCUUAAGGCUCAUAAAAGAACACCUAAAAGUGGAUACACAGACGUUACACCACUGUACCAAAAGACCACCGUUAUCCGUAAAUGGAUACAGGAAACCUCGUUAUCUCCUCUACAAAUUAUGUUUUGGGGUUGGAACAGUGUGGGGAGUGAAGACAUGUGCUGGUAGCAUAUUAGCAUCCUGCCACACAUCACAAACAUCAAGAAUAUCAGGACUGAAAUUUGAGGAAAAUUUUGAAGUGGAUCCCAAGUUUGAUUGGAACAAAUUUUUUGCUCUCCUAUGGCCGCACAUAUACUAUCUGUUGGCAGCAAUUGCAGGGGCGUUAGUAGUUGCUGUGUUGAACAUUGAAAUACCUCGGUUACUGGGAAGUGUAAUUAAUGUGGUUGCUAAGUUUGCACAGAAUGGUGGUAGUGCAUUAUUUAGAGAACAAGUUAAGUUGCCAGUCUUUCGCCUGGUCUUCUUGUAUGUGUCACAGGCUUGCUUCACUUUCAUGUACAUCUACAUUUUGUCAUGUGUAGGCGAGAAAGUAGCAACCCAAUUGAAGCAGGAGUUGUUUGAGUCCAUCAUGAAACAAGAUAUUGCUUUUUUUGAUCGACAAAGAACAGGAGAGUUGGUUAAUAGGCUGACCUCUGAUAUCCAAGAUUUUAAAAGUGCAUUCAAGCUCUGCAUUUCACAGGGAUUACGGAGUAUUGCGCAGAUAAUUGGUUGUGGUGCAUCACUCUUCCUUAUUUCACCACAGAUGACCUGGACGAUGCUUUUAAUUGUCCCAACAGUCAUCGUAACAGGAACUGUGUUAGGUUCAAUGCUGCGCAAGCUAUCGCGAGAUGCGCAGGCCCAGGCUGCUAAGGCAACCAGCGUAGGUGAAGAAGCCAUCAGCAAUGUUCGCACGGUACGAGCUUUUGCCAUGGAAAGUCAAGAGUGCGAGUUAUUCCGCCAACAAUGUGAUGAAGCGAGUCACCUGAACCAACAUUUGGGUUUUGGUAUUGGACUGUUUCAGGCAGGAACAAACCUGUUUCUCAAUGGGAUGGUUCUAGCAACUCUGUAUUUAGGAGGGUACUUGGUAUCAAACCGCCAGGUGUCGCCUGGUGAUCUAAUGUCAUUCCUUGUGGCCACACAAACAAUUCAGCGCUCUCUUACACAGCUUUCUCUGUUGUUUGGUCAGAUGGUGAAAGGACUAGGGGCAGGAGCAAGGGUCUUUGAAUUCAUUAACUUAGAAUCAUCAAUGCCUGUAACAGGAGGUAAGAAGAUUCCACACCACUCUCUGAUAGGAGAUGUUUCAUUCAACGAUGUUACGUUUGCGUAUCCUACAAGACCACAACAGGUUGUGCUGAAGAACUUUAACCUUCACAUCCCUGCUGGAAAGACAGUCGCCAUUGUAGGAUCAUCAGGCAACGGGAAAUCAACAGUUGCAGCUCUUCUGGAAAGGUUUUAUGAUGUUGACGAAGGUUCUGUCACUGUCAGUGGUGUUGACAUUCGUGAGCUGGACCCUUCUUGGUUGCGGGGAAAUUGUAUCGGGUUCAUAAAUCAAGAACCAGUGUUAUUUGCUAGCAGCGUCAUGGAGAACAUACGUUAUGGGAAACCCAGUGCUUCGGAUAGCGAGGUCAUAGAGGCAGCAAAAUUGGCAAACGCAGAUGAAUUUAUCCAGAAUUUUCCAGAAGGUUAUUCCACAUUGGUUGGUGAAAGGGGUGUAACAGUGUCAGGAGGACAAAAACAGCGCAUUGCCAUUGCAAGAGCUCUUCUGAAAAACCCUUCCAUCUUGAUACUGGAUGAAGCUACCAGUGCUCUUGAUGCUGAGUCAGAGAAGAUUGUGCAGACUUCUCUGGACAAUGUGAGCAAAGGUCGAACUGUUCUGGUUAUCGCCCAUAGACUCAGUACGGUCCAAAAUGCAGAUAUGAUCGUGGUGCUUCACAACGGUGUUGUAGUGGAGAUGGGCACUCAUGACUUCCUGAAAGUACAGAGGGGCUUCUAUUGGAAUUUGAUUAGGCAGCAAGAAAUGUCAGAAAAUAUAUCUCGGGCUUUAGGCUAAACCAAUGUUGUGUACAGUGAAUAUACUAUUUACUAGUAAUAUACUAUUGUUCUUAAUGUAGGUAAUUUUUUAUUGUCUGUGUAUUUAGCAGCUUACCAGCUCUUUGAGAUUUUAAGUUCUCUUCAGGGCCAUAAUGUCAUGUGACCGUGAACAUGGAGGUGAUAACAUUCCUUCAAAAUGUUGGUAACCACCUACAAGGCCUCACAGUGUCACUACCCAGAAGACCACAAUUCACAGCUUCAAUGCUGUCAGAACCUCAAAUCUCAAAACUUGUAAAAACUUUUAAUGUAAAAUAAGGGACAUUAGGAUACAAUGUUUUAUUUUGAUAUGGGAGCAAUAUUUGCAGGCUCUGAAAUUACACUUAAUCAAGUAUUGAGGUGCAGAAUAUCAUUGACUUUCUUUAAAAACCAUUUAUAUUUGUAGGAUUGGGUUUUAACGGUGGUGAGUCCGAAGAUGGCUGUCUUCUGGGUUGUAGUGCCAUGUAGUCUGGAGGCCGUGAUGAUGGAGGAAGUGAGGACCUCAGAAACAUUGAUAAACUUCUGCCAGACUACACAGGGCUACAACCUAGAAGACAGCCAUUGCCAUCUAUGUUUGAGUCACUCAGUUUUUCAGGAGACACUGAAAACAUGUUAUAAAUUAUAAUAUACAGUAUGUAGUUGUACAUAUUGGCAUGGUUGCUAGGGACACCACAAUCAACAGUACACUGACAUAGUACCAUAUUUAAAAUACAUGUAGAAGAUAUGUAAUUAUAACCUCUGCCAAAAUUUUCCUUCUCCAUAUUAUGAAAAAUGAGUUUGAUUUCUCCAGAAUUCAGUUCAUCUUGUGUGUUGAAGACUGAUGAACAUAUAAUCAGAAUAAGUCCUAUUUAAUGACACUGUAUCAGGUUUUAAAAAUUCCAAUUCGUUUCUAAAAAUGUCUUUUAAUAUGUAUUUUGUCACUACACAACAUUUUACAGUUUCUAUGGUCAUAUUUUUUAGAUAUCUUACAGCCUAUAUUAUGAAUUAAAUUACUGUACUAUAUUUUAUUUGUGGUGAUACAGCCAUGUAGAAAUAAACAUGUCCUCUUCCAAUUU
Molecule: messenger RNA, 3611 nt
Organism: Zootermopsis nevadensis
Lineage: Eukaryota; Metazoa; Arthropoda; Insecta; Blattodea; Termopsidae
Product: mitochondrial potassium channel ATP-binding subunit
Biological process (GO): oligopeptide export from mitochondrion
Cellular component (GO): mitochondrial inner membrane
Molecular function (GO): ATP hydrolysis activity; ABC-type oligopeptide transporter activity; ATP binding
Source: RefSeq, a predicted model, not a curated record